AGGAGUCAUACACAUCUCUCAAGAUCUACUAUCUACUCGAUGAACCAACACUCAAGAGCAGAUGCCAGAGUGGGGCAGAUUUUGCUGCUGACUAACAUUAUACUAGUCGAUCCAGCCACUUGCGAAAUCCGGUCUUCAGAGGCGUGAGUGGAGCAAAACUUAUAACCCAAAGUGGCAGGCCAGAUAGCAUCCGGACUUCGGUGGCUGUUAUUGGUACAUUUCGGCUUCCUCCGAACGAGGGGCGGCGGGGUUAGCUAUGGAGGCUGAGAUAGCACAAUUGUCCACAAAGAUGCAGCUGCUGCUCCCGUAUUCUCUCUUGCUAACCGUCGACCCAUAUCCUUACUUUACUCUGUGACAUCAUGUCUGAGCAGACGAUUCCGAACACGCAGACGGUAGCCUGGGUCGAGAACCCCAGCCCAAGCUGUGUCCUCCAGAUCCGCCAUGACGUCGAAGUCCAGCAGCCCGCCGCCAACGAAGUCCUUGUGAAGCUGGAGUGCUCGGGUAUCUGCCACUCUGACUGCAUGAGUGUCGAGGUGCCUGGGAAAUACACCCCAGUCCCUGGCCACGAAGGCGUCGGGUACGUCGUGAAGCUGGGUCCCGGCGUCUCGCAAGACUUGAUGGGCAAGCGUGUGGGUGUCAAGUGGCUCUACAGCGCCUGCAAUAAAUGCACAAGCUGCAGGAAGGGGAGGAUUAACCACUGCGCCAGUCAGCGCAACACCAGCCGGAGUGUGUGGGGCACACUGCAGCAGUAUGUAGUCGCGGACGCCGACUUCGUCACCCACAUCCCCGCUGGCGUCUCGAGUGAGGUCGCCGCGCCGCUGCUCUGUGCUGGUCUCUCGCUCGCAGGCGCAGUGUCGAAACUCACGCCAGAGGUUCAGCCCGGCGAAUUCGUUGCCAUCAUAGGGGCAGGCGGCGGGCUAGGACACAUCGGCGUGCAGAUUGCGACCAUCAAGGGAUACAAGGUCAUUGCCAUUGAUGGUGGCAGCGAUAAGGAGAAGCUGUGCAAGGAGAUGGGUGCUGUGGCCUUUGUCGAUUACACGAAGCAGGACGUCGUGCAGACAGUGAAAGAUCUGACGGAUGGGGAAGGUGCGCAUGCCGUCAUCUGUGUUGCUGGCAGUGAGAAAGCAUACCUCCAGGCGCCGUCGCUUGUCCGAAAUUUCGGCGUCUUCGUCUGCGUUGGUCUGCCUCCGGACAGCUUCAUGUUCCCAAUGAGUCCAAUACACAUUGCGAAUCGAGGCCUGGUAAUCAAAGGCUCCUCAACAGGUACGGCCGCGCAGAUGGAUGAGCUGCUCCAGCUCGCCUUGCAAGGAAAGAUUACGCCCAAGAUCGAGGUCUAUGACUUCGCUGAAUCGCCCAAGAUCAUCCAAGAGCUACAGCGAUUCGAGGUAACAGGUCGUAAGGUUGUGCGUGCGCCUUGAUUACCGACUCGAUUUGGCUCUGUCUGUGUAGGAUUUCCGGGUAUGCACUGCAUUGGAGUUGGUUGGUGUGUUGACGGUGGAUGCGGUCCAGAAAAGACGGCGCACUUGUGA
Dothidotthia symphoricarpi CBS 119687 is the source of this 1529-nucleotide messenger RNA. Its product is annotated as GroES-like protein. The coding region runs from base 360 to 1418 and encodes 352 amino acids. The transcript is spliced from 2 exons. Gene Ontology annotation, molecular function: oxidoreductase activity; zinc ion binding. The record is from RefSeq and is a predicted model, not a curated record. Lineage: Eukaryota; Fungi; Ascomycota; Dothideomycetes; Pleosporales; Dothidotthiaceae.